AUGAACAGUGAGUUAAUUAAAGACUUAAAGAGUUUAAAUUUAAAAGAUUCUAAAUUUAAGCAUAUUAAGAUAGAACGCUUACUGGUAUUUCAUAGAAAUCUUAAGAAAGGAAUAAUAGAUAAUGUUUUAUUAAAUCUACCAAUAAAUCCAGAAUAUGAAUUUAGUGUAAAACAAAGAAGAUUACUAGAAGUGGUGUUAUUUGUUAUAUUUAAGAAGAAGUUAUACAAUUAUGAAGAAUCAGAUAAACUUGAGAUUGUUAAACAAAAUAAUCGUUUUAAUAUGAAACUUAAUGACUUUACGAAUGCAGAAUUACAGUACGCAAUUAAACUUUUAGCUUCUAUUAAAGUAGAUUGGUAUAACACUAACUUUAUCUUUCCAAUUGGAACUAAAAGUAACGUAUUUAAUACACUUAAGGAGUGUAAUGACUUUAAUAUUAAAGAUAUUCAAAAGUGGAGAUUUUUAGUUAAAAUUAUUAACAAUUGGUCAGAUACUAGAAGAGUGUUAUGUAAAAUAGGCUUUAAUAGAGGAUUACCAUCACAAGAAUGUUAUGUGAUGAUGUUAGAUAUUAAAUUUAUGAAUCUUUAUAUUAAAGACUUACCAGCAGGAUGUGGUAGACUUGCAUUAUGUAUGAAGAUUGUUAAAUUAAUAGAAGAUCAUAAAAAUUUACCUUCUAAUUUAUUAAGCUUAAUUAAGAAAGUAAAAUCUAGUUAUGAAAUCAUUCAAAAAUGCCCUAUUGCUUAUCAUAUUAACGCUAAAAGUGUUCUUAAAGAUUCUUCAAAAUCAUUUGAUAAAGAAUUCAUUCAUUAUUUAGAAAUAUUAGGAAUUCAUGCAUUGAUUUUAUUUCCUAACAGUUUAAUAACUAAAAACUUUGUUAAAAAAAGUGCUGGUUUAAAUUUGUAUAGAAAUACAACAGAAUGUUAUGUUUCUAUUAAAGCUUCUUUGUAA
Molecule: messenger RNA, 945 nt
Organism: Hepatospora eriocheir
Lineage: Eukaryota; Fungi; Microsporidia; Hepatosporidae
Source: the annotation of a GenBank genome assembly